Messenger RNA from Aureobasidium melanogenum CBS 110374, 1431 nucleotides. RefSeq lists its product as uncharacterized. The transcript has 2 exons. The record is from RefSeq and is a predicted model, not a curated record. Lineage: Eukaryota; Fungi; Ascomycota; Dothideomycetes; Dothideales; Saccotheciaceae. The coding region runs from base 1 to 1431 and encodes 476 amino acids.
AUGUGCCGGCAUGUGCUGGACCAAUGGCGCGUCACAGAAGAGCGACCUGUCAGAAAGCUUGAGACUCUCGAUCAUGAACGCUGCACAGCCCUACAUAAUCUGAUCGUUGAGCUUGGCUGGACACAGCGAGGCUUCAAACUGAACGACCUCGACAAACGAACAUGGUGGCAACGCUACGAGAGCGAUGCGGCUCUCGCAAGCAUAUCUGCUCGUCUGCACCCCUCGGUCGUCUCAUUCCUGAAAGCGGCAUGGCAUGGGUUCGCAUUGGAUGGAUCGGAGCCAAAUCACGAUUUUCAUCGAUACGUCGUUGCUCUGGCUUCACCAGAACAGCUGUGGCAGAACGUCAACUAUGCUGAAGAUGAAGAUGAUUCGAACAAGCAGCGCUAUCUUACCCUCUACAUGGCAAAUUGGGCUCUAGGGGCGAGCCAUCCUCUGGGCCUUGUACUGGACCAAGAGAACGGCACAUCCAUGCAGCAUAUGUCGAUUCAUGAUUCAGAUGUCACAAUGAACGGCCGUCAGUCCUGGCUUCCACUUGAACUCAUUCUUGACGGUUUCAUUGAUAUGAUAGAACAAGGCAAGAUCGUUGCUGUCGACGAUGAUUAUGAUGGCGAGCAAGAGCGUACGGAACCAUGGAUCAUGCCUUCCUACUCAGAACGAGGCCUCAACGAUACUCUUCAGGCAUUUCGGUCCCUGGUCGAUGCGAUAUGCGCUAGAAUGCCAAAUCAAACUCAGCACACGGAGAACGGCCUGAUUGAACUUGUCACCGGUGGUAAUCCAGAGAGUCUGCCCUCUAACAGUUUUGCGUACCGUUUCCUAUCUCGAGCGAAAGUUCCUCCAUUCAUAUACAUCGCGCCAGGCCUGCGUAUUGCAAACCAUCAACCCUUCGCAGAAGUGCCGCUAGCAGAAACCUCGGCCGAACUGUUCCCACUACUACUCUUCACAAGCACUGAGCCUGCCCAUCGAGAGACUCGCCGUGCGCCGUGGGGCCAAGACAUAUUCGAAUCACCAUUUCCGUACGAGUUUCAUUCCAUCUCGUCCUACCCAGCCGGUCUAUACUUGACAGAAACAGAGCCUCAAAGCACGCAUCCUUUCGAAGAUGGUUGCAAACUAGUCCUGCCGUACACUCUGGGAAACAACAUGUGUGCGCGAACCAGCGAUGGGGCAUUCAUAGGAGAGAAAGUGCAUUCUCGUGGGGACGUCAGUACAGCCGACAUCGAGCCGAAGAGUACCGAGCUGUAUCAGCUUGGGUACAAUCAUUUCAUCGAGAUGCACGAUGUUCAACUCAAACAUGUACUUUGGAAGUGGGUAAACAUGAUUGAAUCAGGAAAGUGGAAAGUUGACGCGGGUGGAGUCGUGGGAGAUAUAGAGAAAUGGAGGGAGGCAGAUACAGAAGAUGCAUGGCAGGACUGUCAACUGCCAUUGAGCUGGUAA